UUCAGCCUAGAUACGCUCAUUGGCACCGUCACUGUGUCAAGGUACAAAAACACUGCUGCACCAUUGCGUACACAGGGUACCGGUCAAGAAAAGACACAUUCCCGCGAAGAGAAUCACUGGCCAAGUAUUGAGCAAGACUGCCAGUUCUGCGACGCGAAAGAGAUUCGGUACACGACCCUCCAGACCCGGGGUGCGGAUGAGGGAAGCACAGUCUUUUACUUUUGUCCAAAGUGCAAACAAAGGUACAAAGAAAACAACUAGGUCGGGGAAGACUGUCCGUCAUGCCAGGCAAUCAUGACAUGGGAAAAUGGGAGUGCCUCGGGUGUGGUGGAUUCCAACUGGCGACCUGUGCUUGCUCCCUAUCCACGCCGCAGGGCGCUAUGGGCCAGGGGCGGCGCCGGAGGACACGCU
Messenger RNA from Gaeumannomyces tritici R3-111a-1, 411 nucleotides. RefSeq lists its product as hypothetical. The record is from RefSeq and is a predicted model, not a curated record. NCBI's taxonomy places the organism in Eukaryota, Fungi, Ascomycota, Sordariomycetes, Magnaporthales, Magnaporthaceae. Gene Ontology annotation, molecular function: zinc ion binding; DNA-directed RNA polymerase activity; nucleic acid binding. Gene Ontology annotation, biological process: DNA-templated transcription; termination of RNA polymerase I transcription. The annotation marks the transcript as partial. The transcript is spliced from 2 exons. Gene Ontology annotation, cellular component: RNA polymerase I complex.